UUAUACCGGUAGAUUAAAAAUACUGGAACUUAAAGAGAUCUACACAUGCAACAAUAGUUAUUUCUGAGGUAUGCACACUUCAGACAUCUAGGUGUCCAGUACAUCAUUUAUAAAGCAUCGAUAACGAUGCAUUCGAAGACGACGAGUUCAAAAUCUUUUGGUCCCAUAUGGGGACAUGCCGGCGAGCCGUGGGAAGAACGCAUCGUCACGUUGUUCAUCGGAUCUGCAGAUAAUGAUCUUACGUGGCUCCAGGUCAAUUUGAUAAUUUAAAAAACAGCAAAAUAAAGUUACAUUUGCUGACCUGCAACUUGUGUCAAAGUGUGAUCUAUCAUCAAGAACCGCUGUAUAAACAACCGCAUCUGCGGUGUCCAGAAAGAACCAUCGCCAUAUUUAUUACCCAGGGUUCUUGGGGUGACGUUUGACCUCGUACUAGCAGACGACAAAGGUUUGUGCUGGUCAUUUUUUGUCAAAUAUUGUAAUGUUGUAGGUGAAAUUUAGGUAAAAGUUCCGUCAAACUUUUAUCCAAAGGCUUCCAGGAACACAAGGAAAUACUAGGAAUGUGGUAUAAGCGGAUAUAUUAAGUAUUUUUGUUGCAAUUUCUAUGUGGACCGCUAGGCCGUGCUUGUCAACAAUGACGCAACAAUGUUGAGGAAGCUUGACAAAUGGGCUUGUUAGGCGACUUGGUGUUGUAUCCUAUACAAUUUUGUCCUCUAAGCACAUUAUUGAUUGCGAAUGUGUGCUCAAUCAGUGGUAUAAUCAAAUCAUUUAAUAAAGAAAUAACGUUAAACAGCCAAUCAGUGCCAAGGUUAUCCCGUUUUGGGGAUGAAAGGACAGUUACUGUAGUUCAGAUUAGACAUUUGUUGGAAGAGCAUUGUAUCCUUCCUCAAUAGUUAUGCUUGGAAAUUUUGAUACGAUUACAGAAUAAUGGAAGGUUCCAAAAAGGGGAGAAGAGUCUGGAGUCGUGAAAAAAUCGAAGAAGUACUACAAGAUAUCACUGAAAACAAUCUGACACAGAGCAGUGCUUCAAGGAAGUACGGGAUACCUCAGACGACAAUCAGUGAUAAGGUAUUGGGAAUAAGCUCACUGGACGCAACGCCUGGAAGACCCCCAAGUCUUUCGAAAGAAGAGGAGGACAGCCUCGUUUUCUACAUCAAGUAUCGGACAGAACGAGGCUUUCCCAUCACGAAGAAAACCAUCCUGGCCCUGGCUCAAGCCGUUCAUGUGCGGUAUUGCGAGGAGAAUGACGCCGCGCCAAAGAUAAGCCUAGAAAGUGGACUCUCUCAAAAGUGGUGGAAAGGGUUCAAGGGGCGGCAUGACCUGACCAUCCGCAAGCCUGACCCGCUAGACAGAGGCAGAAGGGACGCCAUUGACAGGGAAGUCGUGAAGGAUUUCUUCACCCUUCUGUCUGAAACCAUGGCCAAGAACGGCUUAGAUGGGCAGCCGCAUCGAGUAUACAACGCGGAUGAAACCGGAUUUGAGUUGGACCCACAACGAAAGAAAGUCGUCUCGUUUGCCAAAAUGAAUGCUCCAGCAACGUCCGUGAGGAAGGGGACGAGGGAUCAUAUCACCUCUAUGGAGUGUGUGGCCGCAAACGGCACAGCAUUACCACCAAUGAUCAUAUUUUCUAAGAGCUACCCGAGCACCGCGUAUAGCCUUGACGGUCCGGACAAUGCCGUGUACGCCACAACUCCCUCUGGUUUUAUCGAGGCAGACAUCUUCCUCUCUUGGCUCGAUAAGUGCUUUAACCGCUUCUCUUCUCCAGAGCGACCUGUGCUAUUGCUUCUGGACCAACACAGCACUCACGUGACGACUGAGGCGAUAGACUUUGCGAUCAAAAACGACAUAAUCCUGAUGGGCUUGCCACCUCACAGCAGCCACUUCCUGCAACCGCUGGACGCACAAGGCGGGCCAUUCAACAGGAUGAAAGACGUCUAUGAAGAUGUAGUUAACGACGUUACACUUGUCAGGCCUAACUACUUUGUAACAAAGUCGUCUUUCUCAAAGAUAUAUAAGAUUGUCCGAGAGAAAACGUUGAGUAUGGAGGUGAUCAAGACCGGCUUCAGGAAGACGGGUGUGUAUCCUGUGGAUGAAGAUGCAGUAAACGAAAGGUGGCUGGUGUUGAAUGAAGUACACACAGAACAACAAGACGGCUGCGAAGCAGAGAGACAGCUUCUGCAGGAGGAAGUGGAAAUGUUGGAUCUUGCAGAGAUAGCAUCUCAGGCAAAAGAAGAUGAAGAAGCGAUCGGUCACGAGGCAGCAGAAAAACAGCUGCUGCCAGAAGAACUGGAAAUGCUGGAGCUUGCCGACGAAAUGGCACAGUCGACCAACAGAAAUCCAGUCAAGAGUACACGUCGGGCAGCAAACGACUCCACUCUUCGUAGGUCAACUUGCCGUGCCUGCGGGGCCAGACUGGAUUUGGGGUCAGCGAACCCUUUUGUUCAGGCUGGGGUAGUAGCGCCAUAUGUGUCAGACCUACUGACCCCCAUACCAGAGGCACACACACGACGGGCAAGACGCAUCAAACCGAAAGCCCUAGUGUUUGAUGAAGAAUAUGUCGCUACCCUAAAAAGAGAGGCAGAUGAGAAGGAAGAGCGAAAGCGCAAAGAGAAGUUGAGGAAGAAAAAGGAGAGAGAGGAGAAGAAGAAGAAGAAAAUGGAAGAGUUGGCAAACAUGAGAAAAGAGAAGUUGGAGAUUAGACAGAAACUGAGAGAAGAGAAGCAGAAAAAGAAGAUGGAAGAGCUGGAGAACAAGCGUCAAGAGAGAUUGCAGAUCAGACAGAAAAGGAGAGAAGAGGCACUGAAAAAGAAGAAGAAGGCGGGUACGGGGAAGAAAACAUCUUCACAGGGCCGAGUUGAGAGUGGACUCACAGACAUGACCCCAGUUGGCAGCGGACAGCAGACUCCGACCUGCAGUGGACAGCGAACUCCGACCUGCAGUGGACAGCGGACUCCGACCUGCAGUGGACAGCGGACUCCGACCUGUAGUGGACAGGAGACUCCAGUCGGCAGUGGACAGCAGACUUCGAACUGCAGUGGACACCAGGCUCCGGUCGCCAGUGUCAGUGGGCUUCAGACGCCGGGAGACGAUGGGCAUGGUGGCAACAAGAACAGACCACGUCGUAAAGCACUGGUGCCGUACUGGAUGACUGACUUUACCACGGAAUCUUGGGAAGAUGACUGAACGCAGAGGUACCCGGCGUGUAGUGCCACAGUUGCAGCCUUGUCGUCAGUCUCAACGAGUUUGAGAGCAAUCGUCGUGUGCAUUGUUACGAAGUGAAGUCGAUGUGUAUAAUGUAUAAUGUAUACAUACACCCCCUUCAACACUUACUAUGACUUACGUUAUCACCAGAAAAGGUACAGAGAUACAGUGGACAGACGUCCUUGCACAUUACGACUAUAAUGUAAGAGUCAUUGCGUUAAAUGGUAUGACCAUUCAAGACUUGUUCUGCUGGCGUUCUGUCACCUCUUCGGUUAGGAGGUACGUUCAUUCACGUUUGGUGAUGGGAAUGCAUAUGAGAAUAUUUCUGUUUGAUGUUCAUGCACUGAAAGCCAGAUGUAUGCAUGACGUACAAUUACUUAUGUUUAGCUCAUUGCAAGAAAUGACUCUAUCUGUGCGAUACAUUUCGAGCAUUCAAUCUAAUUCGAUUCGAUUCUAAUUUAGGUGAAUUGCGAUAUUCCGUUAGAGACAGUUCCAAGUGUUACCUUUACUAUUGAAACAUGACAACAAGUGGCUUGUUAGAUUACUAGCAUCUUUAAUGAAGAAUGUAAUAACAGAUAUAACUACUCCGCUACUCCGCUACUCCGCUGCCGCUCCGCUACUCCGCUACUCCACCUCCAUCUUCAAAACGGGGUAACCUCGCUUGACGUAGCCCUCCUUCAAGGUGACACGCAGACGGUCAGGCUUCCCGCCGCAAAGCUCCAGGACAUCCUUCUUUAACUUCUCGGGCACCCAUCCCACUUGCACCCAGGAGCCCCCCAUCUUCGCAUAGGUCAUGAUUCCCGCGCACGGAGCCCCAGGACGGUGCCACAUCUCCAUCUUCAGCGCAGGACUACUUGACUCGAUCAGCUGUGUAGCAUUAGCUGAAUAAUGGUACGUCUGGAGUGUGAGAUGCUGUAAACCAAAAUGAAUAAAGUUGAAUACUAUUUUGAUCGUCAAUACCGAGUACAUGUCAUAUUUGUAUCUCGUUCUUAGGAAAGAGGAGACUGUCGAAUUAUUAUGAAAAGCCUAAGCUAACAGCGUUACAUUUUGAUGAUAGUAAUUAAAGGAACUUUGGUUUUCUUAAUGCUUAACUUCUAAAGUGAUAAGCAGAAAAGAUACUUACCAUCCUGUCAGGUCCUUGGCUGUGUUGAAAUGUAACGUUUGAUGUCAAAGUUUUCUGUCACGAUCUCGAUAGAAAUGGCGGGAGACGUAGCUGGACUAUACCAUUGCCAAUUGCAAUUCCUACGCUAUACUUUUCGUAUUUAUUUUCCAAGAACUUAGUUAAAUAAUAAAAAAAUUCUUCAAUAACAACAGUAUCCAUUGAAUUUUAUUAUGUGUUACAACCGAAAUUAGACGUGCCUUCAUAUCAUCGACGCUAU
Messenger RNA from Branchiostoma floridae (Florida lancelet), 4577 nucleotides. Its product is annotated as tigger transposable element-derived protein 2-like. Gene Ontology annotation, cellular component: nucleus. Bases 925 to 3180 code for a protein of 751 amino acids. Gene Ontology annotation, molecular function: DNA binding. The transcript has 3 exons. The record is from RefSeq and is a predicted model, not a curated record. NCBI's taxonomy places the organism in Eukaryota, Metazoa, Chordata, Leptocardii, Amphioxiformes, Branchiostomatidae.